This is a messenger RNA of Telopea speciosissima, 942 nucleotides long. Its product is annotated as disease resistance protein RPV1-like. Lineage: Eukaryota; Viridiplantae; Streptophyta; Magnoliopsida; Proteales; Proteaceae. The record is from RefSeq and is a predicted model, not a curated record. Gene Ontology annotation, molecular function: protein binding. The annotation marks the transcript as partial. The transcript has a single exon.
CCCAAUCUUGAAAAGUUAAUCCUAGAAGAUUGCAACAAUUUGGUUGAGGUUCACCAGUCCAUUGGAAAUUUGCACAAACUUGUUUUGCUGGAUCUGCAAGAUUGUAGAAGCCUAAAGAGUCUUCCUGUCACCAUUUGUAAUCUGACUUCUCUUGAAAAUCUUACUCUUUCUGGUUGCUCAAAACUUGACAAGUUACCAGAGGAGUUGGGGAAUAUGGGGAGCUUAAAAGAGCUUCUAGCAGAUAGAACUGCUAUAAAACAACUACCCUUCUCCAUGGGACAUUGCAGGGACCUAAAAUCAUUAUCGUUAGGUGGGUUUAAAGGAUCACCACCUAAAUCUUGGUACUCUUUCUUCUCAUCUUGGGGUUCAACAAGUAAGGUUCCAGAUCCUAUCAACAUACUACCAGCUUCUUUCUCGCUGUUACGGUCCUUAAAAUCCUUAAUUUUGAAGGACUGCAAUUUAUCAGAAGGGGCGAUUCCUAGUGAUCUUGGGACCAUGUCCUCAUUGGAAGUGUUAGAUCUUGGUCACAACAAUUUUUGUAGCCUACCUGCCAACAUCAGUUGUCUUUCUCAUCUCCAGAAUCUUCGGUUGCGUGAAUGCAGAAUGCUUCAAUCACUUCCAGAGCUUCCCUCAAAUUUAGAGGUACUGUAUGCGAGCGGUUGCACAUCAUUGCAAAGUUUGCCAGAUCUUGGUAGCUUAUCAUCAUUGGUUGAAUUGGAUUUAAGCUCUAAUGAAUUUUUUAGCCUACCAUCCAGUAUCAGUGGUCUCUCUGAGCUUGUUUACCUUACGCUAAAGAACUGUACUAGGCUCCAAGCACUUCCAGAACUUCCAUCAAGCUUAACGAAUUUGAACCUAGAAGGUUGCACAUCAAUCGAGAGAUUAUCGAAUUUGUCAAAUCUAUACGUCUUAAUGGUCAGGGAUUGUGACAAGAUAGUUGAGAUU